AUGUGGGCCGAGCGCGGGGCAAACACGUACGGAGACUGGCGCGGCCCCCCCACGAACCCCGCCGCGAGGGGGUGGGACCGGAGGGGCGGGACGCCCCCCCGCGCCCCGCUGGCCGCCGGCGCGGCGGGCGUGGAGGGCGGCGGCACGAGGGCGGCCCCGCACCCCGCGAGCGGCACCGACCUGACGGGCAACCGCGGGGGCCCGCCGGGCGGGCGCGUCGGGACGGCGUGGCUCACGCGACGCCACCACCGGGCGAGGGGGCCCGGGCCGGAGAGCGCGGAGAGGCCCCUCCCUCCCGGCAGAGCGACGCAGAGACGCCGCCCUGCGACGGCCGCCCGGGGCGCGCCCGCGGGAGACACGGGGACCCGGGGUCCGCCGCCCUCACGCAACGCCGCCGCGCGGGCCGACCAGGGUGCGGCCGCGGGGGGGCCCGCAGAGCGAGGCGCACACACCCAGGGGCGCGGCGGCCCCGGGCCGGCCGGGGGCGAGCAGGCGGCAGAGGAGACAAGACAGGGCGGCCCCCACAGACCGACGGGGUGCGGCGCGCCGGGGCGGCGGCGGCAGGGCGCGGGCGAGGAGACCGGGCUCCCGCGAGGCGAGGGGCGGGGUGGCCCGAAAAGGCAAACCCGCGGCGAGGCGGGGAAGAAGACCAGAGAAGCGAGUCGGCUUCGCCAGGGCGCGCGCGGGGUCUCACCGCCCAAAGGCCUCCGAGCACAGGGGCGGUCCCGCGGCACCCGGAACGGCGACUGCCUCCUGUCGAAAGCGCCAUCAGCCUCACGGGGCCCAGCCCCCACCGCCGGCGGCGCCACCGCCGCCCGGCAAACACCUUUCUUUUCCAUCCUCGACCCCGCCAUCCGAACGGGGCCCUGGCCCCCACGCCGCGGGGAGGGCCGUCCUCCUUCAUCUCCUCUCUCCAGCCAACACAAGCCCCCGGGUCCGGCCCGGGGUCCGCGCCCUGCGUGGGACGCCCCACAACACGGGCCGAGCCCGGCUCCCGACCCUGCCCGCGCAGCGCGCCGCCGGCUGCGGGCUCGGCACAGGGCCCAGGAGGCCAGGAAGCGGGACACACCAAGGGACGGGAGGAGGCGCCCCCCCUCGUCCCCUCCCCACGCACGCGACGGGGGAGAGCCACGCAACGCCCACGCAGGCGUGCCAGAGACCGCAGCGCCCCCCCGCCGGGACGCCGGCCCGGCCCGGCGGGAUCCUCCCCCAACUCGGCGAGGGGAGGCGCGGCCGCUGGUCAGGCAAAACGGUGUCGGGCCCCUCCAGGCGAAGGAGGGGCCCCGCGCCCAACACGACAACACGACGUGCGACGCCAAGUCGCUAACGCGCUUCAGGAGGGGCGGCGGCUGGGGGGUCCGGUACCCCAAGGCACCCUCUCGGAUCGCUAGAGAAGGCUUUCUCACCGAGGGCGCGUCGCCCCCAACCCCACCGGGCACCCCCGCCGGGCCCGCGAGGGCGCAGGGUCCGGCACACGGAGGGAGACAGGCCCGGGGAGGAGGAUCGGGUCGGCGGGUGCAGGAGGGGCUUUGCCCAAGCCACACAAGGGCAGCGGCGAGCGUUCGCGAUCGGGGCCGCCACCACAGCGGCGUCCCGGCAGCGGGCCCCGGUCAGGAACGGGAAGCGACAACACCGACUCGGCCUCGGGCACCUGACAGACGACCUGGAGCGCCCCAGGAGCACCACAGAGAGCCGGGCGACACGCGCUCGCACGCCCCAAGAGGGGCGCGCGACGCGGCGGGAGAAUGGCCCUCCCCACCGCGGGGAGGGCCACCCAAGGAGACAGCCACGGAGGGCAAGAGCGGAGUGUCCGCUGCGUCAACGAGACCCCGGAACCCCAUCCCCUCGCCACAGGGCGGAAGGCAGGGCAGCGAGGUCGGGCCGGGGUCCGCACCCCUCCCCAAUUUCCACGCGCCACCACCAGGCGGCAGGGCGGGGAGAGGAGCCCGCGGGCGGAGCGAGAAGAGCGGUCCCAUUCGCCAUGAAUGUCCGUCCCUCGUCCGGCAUGGCUUAGGCCCGGCCCGGGAGAGCGCGACGUCACCACAUCGAUCAAGCCAGAAGGCAAGCACACCCAGCGUCCCCGGCCAGGAAGGCCAAGGAGCGUGGGGCAAACCCGGUGGGCGUGGGUGGCAGGGACCACGGGCCAGCCUCACCACGCAAGCGCAGCAAACAGGAGAGUGCAGCCUGCGGGGGCAACACACGGAGCACAAGCCGGGGCCGACGCGCACGGGCCCCUGGCACACCCCACGCUCCUCUUUUCCCCGCGGAAACAGGGACGGGAAAGCCAGGCUACGACUCGCAGUCCGAGAGCCCCACAGGACCGCCGACAGACAGCGUGUCCCCACUCUUCUCGUGGUACAAUCUGCCGAAUCGGGGCUGAACAACGACGGGUCACGGAGGCGGGGCUCCAUCCACGGGUCUCGGGGACCUCCCGGAAGGGAGGCGCGGCCACAUGCCACCCAGCACGACCGCCACCAUCCCCAGACUUUCCUCAAGUAUCUCUAA
This is a messenger RNA of Phyllostomus discolor (pale spear-nosed bat), 2505 nucleotides long. Its product is annotated as collagen alpha-1(I) chain-like. NCBI's taxonomy places the organism in Eukaryota, Metazoa, Chordata, Mammalia, Chiroptera, Phyllostomidae. The transcript has 2 exons. Bases 1 to 2505 code for a protein of 834 amino acids. The record is from RefSeq and is a predicted model, not a curated record.